AUGGUUCCCAAGGCCAAUGAGAUGCAGGGAUAUGCCGACAGCAGCGAAUUAAAGAAUUCCUUUUCUGCGACACCCAGAAAAAAGACAUGCACCGCUUCUCAGCCCCUAUGGAUCAACGCUUAUGAUGAAGAAGUCGCAGAUUCUGAAACCUCGGGCCAAGCACUUCAGAAACGUCCUCAACCGUCCCUCCGCAAUCUCCGACUCCGCCAUCGACCGGCUCCCCAAGUAGCAAUCAACAUCGACCAGGAUCUUCCGUCUUCUCUCCCAAAAUUCAUUCGCGUAGUGCAACAACUCUCCAGCAAGGAAACAUCCGGUACCGACGCGAUCCCAUCUGAAAUCUACGAGCACGGCAGCCGCCGACUGCUGGACCAAAUGACGGCGUUAUUUCGAUAG
Molecule: messenger RNA, 393 nt
Organism: Spirometra erinaceieuropaei
Lineage: Eukaryota; Metazoa; Platyhelminthes; Cestoda; Diphyllobothriidea; Diphyllobothriidae
Source: the annotation of a GenBank genome assembly